Messenger RNA from Beauveria bassiana ARSEF 2860, 1671 nucleotides. Its product is annotated as D-aminoacylase protein. Gene Ontology annotation, molecular function: hydrolase activity, acting on carbon-nitrogen (but not peptide) bonds, in linear amides. Bases 1 to 1671 code for a protein of 556 amino acids. The record is from RefSeq and is a predicted model, not a curated record. The transcript has 6 exons. Lineage: Eukaryota; Fungi; Ascomycota; Sordariomycetes; Hypocreales; Cordycipitaceae.
AUGGAGCCCAUUUUGUUUCAAUCUGUCACUGUCAUCACGGGCGAAGAAGACGCCACGCCCUUUGUCGCAGAUGUCCUGGUCAAAGACGGUCUGAUUGCCCACAUCGGCGACCCUGGCACGGUAGAAUCUGCGACAGCCCGGCUCAUCGACGGCAAAGGCCAGUACUUGUCGCCUGGAUUCAUUGAUAUGCAUGCGCAUUCCGACUUGUAUCUCAUCACGAGUCCAGCUCACGAGGCCAAGAUCUCACAAGGCUGCACAACCGAAGUUGUCGGCCAAGAUGGAAUUUCGUAUGCCCCUGUACGUACAAAGGAGCAACUGCGGGCCAUUCGGAGUCAAAUCGCAGGCUGGAACGGCAAUCCCUCCGACGAGGAAUGCCAGACCAAGCACCAGGGCACCGGAAUCUUUGAGUGGCAGACUGUGGGUGACUACCUCGACUGCCUGGAACAGAACAAGACUGCGACCAAUGUGGCCAUGCUAGUACCGCAGGGUAACCUUCGCCUCCUGGCUUGCGGCCCCAACGACACUCCCGCUAGCCCUGCGGAAAUACAAGAUCAGGUCAAGCUUUUAAAAGAGGCCAUAGGUCAAGGGGCGGUCGGAAUGUCCAGCGGCCUGACUUAUACGCCUGGCAUGUAUGCUUCCAACUCGGAGCUCGCAGUCCUUUGCCAGGCUCUCGCCGACGAAUAUCCUGGCGCUUUUUAUGCGCCGCAUCACCGCAGCUAUGGAUUCAAAGCUCUGGAGAGCUACGAGGAGAUGCUCGACCUUGGGAAAAACACUCGCUGUCCAAUCCACUUGACACAUGCAACUAUGAACUUUUCCGAGAACAAGGGUCGAGCGCCCGAGCUACUGCAGAUGAUUGACGGGGCGCUUGGCUCUGGCGUUGACGUGACGCUCGACACGUAUCCCUAUUUGCCAGGGUGCACGAUGCUGGCCGCGCUGCUUCCCAGCUGGGCGUCAGAGGGCGGUCCGGAUGAAACCCUCAAGAGGCUGGGCGAUGCGAAAGUGCGAGACAAGAUUCAAGUUGCCGUGGAAGUCACUGGAUGCGACGGUGGCCAUGGCAUCCCGACGAACUGGGAUGAGAUCCAAAUUGGUAGCACGCAGCACGAGACGCUGGAUGGGUACGCGGGUAGACGCGUGGCGGAAGUUGCCCGGUCCCUUGUCAAGCCUGCCAUUGACGUCUUUUUCGACAUUCUUGUCAAGGAUCGACUUGCGACGAGCUGCUUGCUGCACAUCGGCCACGAAGAAAAUGUCCGCGCCAUUAUGAAGCAUGAAAAACACAUGAGUGGAAGUGAUGCCAUUCUGCACGGCGAAACGCUGCAUCCUCGUGCCUAUGGCACAUUUACGCGAUACUUGGGUCACUAUGCACGCGAUUUGGGCAUGUUUACCAUUCCGCAGAUGAUGGCACACCUGACGUCGCGCCCAGCCAAGCGCCUCAAUGUGUAUCCGUUCCGUGGGCAUGUCGGUGUUGGGUCAGCGGCAGAUUUAGUCUUGUUUGAUCCGGAAACGAUUCAGGACAUGGCCACGUUUGAGCAACCGAAACUGACCAGUAAAGGCAUCAAUUUCGUGCUGGUGAAUGGUGUGGUUGCGGUGGAUGCGGGAAAACUUACCGGGGCGAGAGGAGGGCACGUAUUGCGGAGGAGGGAGGAUGGCACAGUUGGGUCUGGCAAGGUUUAG